This is a messenger RNA of Polyodon spathula (Mississippi paddlefish), 3979 nucleotides long. Its product is annotated as asc-type amino acid transporter 1-like. The record is from RefSeq and is a predicted model, not a curated record. Bases 179 to 1738 code for a protein of 519 amino acids. Gene Ontology annotation, biological process: D-serine transmembrane transport; amino acid transmembrane transport; D-alanine transmembrane transport. Gene Ontology annotation, molecular function: L-amino acid transmembrane transporter activity; neutral L-amino acid transmembrane transporter activity. The transcript is spliced from 11 exons. Gene Ontology annotation, cellular component: membrane. NCBI's taxonomy places the organism in Eukaryota, Metazoa, Chordata, Actinopteri, Acipenseriformes, Polyodontidae.
GCGACCAGGUGCAAUUACAAGUGUGCCCAGCAACAUUCUCAUCUUUGAGCGAAGAGUAUUUAGCAUUCUGUACUGAACAGCAGUGAGGCACUACGCAUGCGUAUGCUAUUCACUGUGUCAAUACAAUUUAUGAGAUCGAGAAGGGAACCGCAGCUCUUCUUUUUGAAGUGCAACAGAAAUGGAUGGAGGAAAGCGGUACAGAAGUAACUGCACUAAGCAGGAUCAAACGACUCAAGCAACGAUGUUGAAAAACGGGAAAUAUAAACGCGAGAGCAGCCCAGAGAGAGUGACUUUAAAAAAAGAAAUCGGACUUAUUAGCGCUUGUGCUAUCAUUAUAGGUAAUAUUAUCGGUUCUGGGAUUUUCAUCUCCCCCAAGGGAGUGUUGGAGCACUCUGGCUCAGUGGGCCUGGCUCUGGUUAUCUGGGUGCUGGGAGGAGGCAUCACAGUUCUUGGAUCGCUGUGCUAUGCAGAACUCGGAGUAACUAUUCCCAAAUCAGGCGGGGACUACUCCUAUGUGACUGAAAUAUUUGGCGGCUUAGUUGGGUUUCUGCUUUUAUGGAGUGCAGUGCUGAUAAUGUACCCCACCAGUCUUGCUGUCAUAUCUCUGACAUUCUCCAACUACGUCCUACAACCAGUGUUCCCGGACUGUAUCGCUCCGUACAACGCCUCUCGAAUCCUUUCAACAGUGUGUGUCUUGUUUUUGACCUGGGUGAAUUGCUCAAGUGUCCGGUGGGCAACCAGGAUUCAGGACGUGUUCACAGCAGGAAAACUCCUGGCUCUCGGCCUUAUCAUCACUGUUGGACUGGUGCAAAUCUUCCAAGGGAACUACAAAUGGCUUGAACCCCAGGCUGCUUUUGAUUUCUGGAAGACCCCCUCUGUUGGGGAGAUAGCACUGGCUUUCCUUCAGGGCUCCUUUGCGUUCAGCGGCUGGAACUUCUUGAAUUACGUGACGGAGGAACUCGUGGAUCCACGGCGGAAUCUACCUCGUGCCAUAUUCAUAUCCAUCCCAUUGGUGACCUUUGUGUACACAUUCACCAAUAUUGCCUAUUUCACUGCCAUGUCACCUGAAGAGCUGCUGUCAUCAAACGCUGUCGCUGUCACCUUUGGUCAGAAACUCCUGGGAGCGAUGUCCUGGAUAAUGCCGAUCUCAGUGGCCUUGUCCACGUUCGGAGGGAUUAAUGGAUAUCUUUUCACCUCUUCCAGAUUGUGUUUCUCUGGAGCCCGCGAGGGUCACAUGCCCAGCUUGCUUGCAAUGAUCCACUUCAAAAACUGCACUCCCAUUCCUGCACUCCUGGUUUGUUGUACUGCUACCAUUGUCAUCAUGUUUAUCGGAGAGACAUACACACUGAUCAAUUACCUGUCCUUUAUUAACUACCUCUGCUAUGGAGUGACUAUCGCAGGGCUGCUUGUUCUGCGCAGGAGGAAGCCCAGUCUUUACAGGCCUAUCAAGGUGAAUCUUCUCAUUCCGAUAACCUACCUUAUAUUCUGGGCCUUCCUGCUGAUCUUCAGCCUGUACUCAGAGCCUGUUGUCUGCGGCAUUGGCCUGGUCAUAAUAUUAACUGGAGUGCCCGUCUACUUCCUGGGAGUGUACUGGAAAAAUAAGCCAAAGUGUUUAAACAAUUUUAUAGAAUCUAUUACCUAUUCGGGGCAGAAACUGUGUUACGUCGUCUAUCCUCAACAUGUGGAAGCAGAAGAAGAAGAGACACCUUUGGACUGCUCACAAAAAUCAGAAGCAUGAACUUUCUCCUUCAGGACAAAAAAAAAUCACCUUGUUUACAGUGACAAAUGUAGAAUAUUUAAUAACUAUCCAUGUUUUCAUAUGCAACAACAAACGUACUUCUCCCAUUUAUUGAAUGGAACUGGUUAUGCAAAACAAGCCCACAAAACCAUUGAGAUCUCCCCUUUAGUGCCGUGCCAUUCCUUCUCAAGGUUUCAGGUUCUAGGCUUUUGAUUACUUUUUCAGCCAGUUUUUUUUUUUUUUUUUUUUUUUUUUUUUUCCUGAGGUCAAUUGCAUCAUCAAUGUAAUUCUGGUUUAAAAGGAUAUGCAGCCCAUCUUGUAUCAAAGGGCCUCAAUGAUUGGCUCUUAGCUGUGUCCACCAGUAGGGGGCUUCAGCUGGUUGGUUAAUAAACUAUAAAUGCAAUGAAGCAUUAUAAGGUUAUAGGUCAACAGCGUCUGUGUGCGAGAGAAUAUUGGUGCAAGUAGAAGCGAACGGACCAAGCCUGUUUUUUUGAUAAGUGUUGAUAUAACCUAUACAAAAAUGUUCGCAGUCCCCAAAGCUGUCAUACAGAUGUAUUAUUAAGUUUAACAGUCCAGCUACAAUACUGUUAAAAAUCAAUAUGGUAUGGUUCAUGUCAAGAAUAGGUUUUCUUUGUGAUCUGUCAUGGCAUACAACAGAAACGUGCACUCUGAUUUGCUGAAAUUGUCUCUACACAUAGGUGCUCAACAGGGGCUGUUGGUGAUCUACUGGCCCCUGGAGAACAAAGGCCAAACAUGCAGUUGUUUUCUCAAGCUCACCAGGCACCUGGCCAGCAGGGGCUGCUAUAGCAUGGGAAGAUGACUUAGUCCCAACUGAGUUUUCAUCCUCAACCCAGGGGAGCGCUAAAGCUCCAUGUGGGAUCACCAAUGCAUAACAACAACCAGCCAGGACUGAAACCUGUGCUCCCCAGACUGCGUGACUCACCCUGCGCACCUCGCAGCUGUGCCUUUACCAGUUGAGCAACUCUGGGAUCCUACAUCCUUUUUCUGUUUAAACUCCAGAAAGCGAGACCUACAUAAGUGAUGGCAGUGCACUGAAGAAAAAUACAGAAAUUGUUUUAGCUUUGGGAACUUUAAAUAGCUUGAUCAUUUUUAAGAACUGGGUUGUUUUGUUUUUAGAAAUGUAGGCUUAUGCCAGUGGGGUUACAUUGUGAACUGGUUUUUCAGGAAGGUAUGUGAGGUUUUGAUAAAGUUUUUAUUGAAAAUAGUGUUUUUAAUGAACAUCAGUUGGUUAUUAUUGUAUUACAUGUCGUAUUGUGCCUUAAAGAAAAAAAGUUAACAGAUGAAGAUUUUUAAAUUACAAUUUACCUGCUUAAAAUAAUGACCUUCCAUGUAACAUGAAUGACUGCAUACAUUUGGCAGUAUUUCAGUUUUGUUUGUGUCAACCCUAUGCAUCUUAUCCACAUUGCCACUAUAUAAUACUAGCAUAAGCUGCCUUUUCCCACACAUCCAAUGUGUCCAAUGUAUUCCCUGUGUGUUGCGAGCAAUUCAGCAUUUCAUUUGGCUAUUCCACUGGUUAUCCCUGUACGUCUCAAUAUAUUAUUUGAGAUGUAUGUAUGUAUGUAUGUCAGAAUACUUUCAUAAAUCUUUUCUGUCAUGCCCUUCCAUUCACUAUGUUGGUUUCAAACGAAACACAUAUUUUAAAACACGACAUUUAGCGUUACAAAAAUAGAAAGUUCUUUGUUGCUUGCUUCCAGGAAAUCUAUUGCACUUCUUGGGUAAUUUCACCUCAACAUUGUCUUUGGGGUCUUACUGGUUGCAAAGGGAAGGCAGGCAACAGGAAAGAAGACCCUGAAGAGAUGAAAUGUCCAGGAAAGUGAAAAACAAGGCCUGCAAAACACACACACACACACACAUAUAUAUAUGCUCUCUACAGAGGAGAUUUGUUGACAACAUUCAGAGCCGAGUUAACCAAACUUAUAGUAUAUUAGUAAAACUUAUUUUGUUUAUUUGUUUGUUGAACAGGUCAUUGGUUGCUCCAAUACAAAUAUCUGAUAGGAAAUCAGGAGAAGUAAUGUAUAAUGAGGAUUAGACCUAAUUCAAUGUUAUAAAGACUACAAUAGACCACAAAAUAAUAGAACGGCUUUUGGGCAAAAGUUGAUUCUAAAUAUGAAAGUUUCACUUCCCAGAUUAUACUGUAUUCCUGAAAAUGAUUAAUUAAUUUGUACAGAUGUAGUUUACUUCAAGGAAAAUAAUUUGUUUAUUAAAUAAAAGACUAUAUAA